Molecule: messenger RNA, 1311 nt
Organism: Sesamum indicum (sesame)
Lineage: Eukaryota; Viridiplantae; Streptophyta; Magnoliopsida; Lamiales; Pedaliaceae
Product: GDSL-like Lipase/Acylhydrolase superfamily protein
Molecular function (GO): hydrolase activity, acting on ester bonds
Source: RefSeq, a predicted model, not a curated record
CCCUGGAAUAUAGCGAGUUCGCUCGGAAGAGAUUCAUACUAUUGCACAUUACUGUAUUUUCUGCAAUCAUGUUUUGGAUGAUGAAGACGAUGAGUGUGAUAGUAACGACAAUUUUCUUAGCAAUUCCAUUGUGUCGUCUGAGCUAUGCAGAAGCCAUAAACUAUAACCAGCUAAGGCUUAUGGCAGCUAAGCAUAACAUGACGUGCAUCUUAGUGUUUGGAGACUCGAGCGUCGAUCCGGGGAACAACAACUAUCUCCCUACUCCCAUUAAGAGCAAUUUUUUACCCUAUGGAGAGGAUUUCUACAGUGGCCACCCUACUGGAAGGUUCUGCAACGGCAGACUAACCACAGACUUCAUCGCCGAAGCGUUUGGUUACACGGACUUAGUCAGGGCCUUUCUUGAUCCUGCUAUCACUAAGAAAGACAUGCUGCACGGUGUUAGUUUUGCAUCAGCAGCUUCUGGUUACGACGAGUUUACAGCCAAUCUCUCGAAUGUGAUGUCCAUAAGCAAGCAGCUGGACUACUUCAGACACUACAAGACCCAUGUCAGGAACCUGGUUGGAACAGAAGAAUCUGAAGAGAUUGUCCGGAAUGCAUUGGUUAUCCUAAGCAUGGGGACGAAUGAUUUCCUUAUAAGCUACUAUCUCGACCCUACUCGUUCACGGCAGUACAGCAUAGAGCAGUACCAGAUCUAUCUGAUUUCACGCAUGAAGACAGCCAUCAAGAAAAUGCAUUCUCUGGGCGCAAGGAAAGUAGCGGUGAUCGGAGUCCCCCCAAUCGGGUGUAUGCCGCUUCUGAGGACGCUCCGGCAUGACAUCAAAUGCGAUGCUGAACUGAACGAAAUCGCAUUUUCCUUCAACUCAAAGAUACAAAGGGAGUUGAAAACACUAGCAGGACCCUCAUUUACAAGUGUUUUUGUGGAUGUAUACCGCAUUAUACUAAAUGCAGCUGAGAGCCCCAAGAGAUAUGGUUUUACAGAGGCUUUGAAGGGAUGUUGUGGAUCAGGAACGUAUGAAUACGGCAAUACAUGCAAGGACUUGAGUACGUGCUCUGACCGGACCAAAUACGUAUUCUGGGACGCAGUUCAUCCCACUGAGAGAAUGUAUAAAAUUAUUGCCGACGAUGUUCUGGAACUCAUACUUAGCUAUAUGUUCUGAGCAUUUGGCAUCAAAUAAACCCUAUAGGGAAUAAUUCCCCGAAAUCUAACUUCAAAUAAUAGUAUCUAUUUCGAGAUUCUUCACUUUUUUGGGAGUUUUUGUUAUCGUCCUUGAUUACUAGUUGUAAUAUGGAUGCAGUAAGUAACAAUUAAUA